CUAGUGCAGGCCAAAGCAAUGUAUGGUAUAGAAGUAUGGUACUGGGACGCAUCAUCCACCUCGCGAACAACGCUUAAUGCCGGGCAGUACAAAGCCUGUAAAAUAAUCGCCGGCAUUCCCAAAGGUAGCCGCACAGAAGAUGCUUUACUUGAGGCCAACCUGCAGCCACUGAGUACGACGGUACUCACUUGUAGCCUCAAAUAUGCGAUCCUGUGCGAAACGCGAAGAGGGGCGGUACGUGACAGCGCCAGAGUGGUUUAUUCAGCUGACCACCCCGUACGACAACUGUAA
Trypanosoma grayi is the source of this 291-nucleotide messenger RNA. RefSeq names its product Tbingi protein. Lineage: Eukaryota; Euglenozoa; Kinetoplastea; Trypanosomatida; Trypanosomatidae. The record is from RefSeq and is a predicted model, not a curated record. The annotation marks the transcript as partial. The transcript has a single exon.